CUACACCCUCAAGCGUUCAAGUGGUGCUUUGGACUCCGGGGUUAUUUAUAGCGAUCUGGCUCACAGAAGUGCUUCCUGCCCUAUUCAGCAAAUGUUCACGUGGGCACCCCAGAGCCAAGGCGCAAACGCUAUGCUGUGAUGAGGACAGAUUCAUCGGAGAUGACUGAUGUGGAGUCUGUGAUCAGCAGCUUUGCAUCCUCAGCAAGGGCAGGCCGACGCAAUGCCUUACCUGACAUCCAGAGUUCCGCUGCUACAGGUGGAUCCUCUGAUCUUCCACUGAAGCUGGAGGCAUUGUCCAUGAAGGAAGAUGUUAAAAAGAAGAGUGAAGAGAAAGCACAAGACCAACUGAAAAAGUCCCUAAAUGACGAAAAAUGAAGACUUACAAUUUAUCCAGGGUGUUGAUUUUAUGUACAUCGGGAGACAUAGUGGCUAUGCACUCCUGAAGUGUUUGAUCUGGUAGUAGCCGUGGUAAUGUGUGCGUUUUAGGUAAUUUUGUUGUGCUGCUCUGUCCUUAAACCGCAACCAUGAUACCCAAAUAGGUUAUUAAAAGGUAUUACAUUCAAAUUGCACCCAAGGAAGAACACACUGUUUAUACAUCCAACGAAGUCCACUGUCUGUCUUGGGAUUUACUUAGUCAGAUGCGUGUUUAACUAUGUUCUUAUUGAUAUGCAUAAACCAAAACCUAUUGAUUUAAUACUUUGCAGAAUUUGUAGGAGAUUAUAUUUUUAGUGAGAUGGUAUUAAUAGUAAAAAAAAAUCACAGGAAUAAAAUGUGUUUAUUUUUAAUCAAAACUACACCAUAUUUUCCCCAAAAGUUAAGAAAGAUCUUCAAAUAUUGUAAAAGUUGUCACAACAUAAAUAUCUCUA
Arvicola amphibius (Eurasian water vole) is the source of this 866-nucleotide messenger RNA. RefSeq names its product cAMP-dependent protein kinase inhibitor beta (gene Pkib). Gene Ontology annotation, biological process: negative regulation of cAMP-dependent protein kinase activity. Gene Ontology annotation, cellular component: nucleus; cytoplasm. Bases 139 to 375 code for a protein of 78 amino acids. NCBI's taxonomy places the organism in Eukaryota, Metazoa, Chordata, Mammalia, Rodentia, Cricetidae. Gene Ontology annotation, molecular function: cAMP-dependent protein kinase inhibitor activity. The record is from RefSeq and is a predicted model, not a curated record. The transcript is spliced from 3 exons.